AUGUCCAAAAUUGUGUUGUGUUACACCUGCUCGCAUUCGACAGAGGCCGAGCCAGAUCCCGAACAAGUGAGCUGGUUAGAGGAAUUCUUGCCUGACAACUACAAACAUCAUAUUUGUAGUGUAAAAGAAGGAGAGGAUGGAGUAAACAUCACAUUGAGGUUGGCUGUUUCGACCGAAGAAGGUGCUAAAAAAUGGCUGGAAUCCAUGCAGAAGUCGUCUUUGGCCACUUUUCGAGUGGAAAGAACUCGUCCUUCCUCUGGUGAAAAGGUGUUGUACAAGACUGAAUUUCGCUGCCAACAUAAUACCAAACCAAGAACAGCAACAGCUAAUGAACGCAGGGGGUCAAAGAACACAUCUUGUCCAGCAGGCCUGAGUAUUGUUGUGAAAGUCAGCACCUUUGAAAGGUCAGACGGGAGAGUAAGGAUGUGCAGGUCAUCUGAUCCUCAUUUGCCUGAUCAUCCGAUGGUUGUGAAAUUCAAGUCCACACAUAACCACUUAUUGAGGUCUGCAGAUGCUUUGAAGCAUAGGGAUGUGAGUGAAGACGUUAAGGAAAAGUUCCUGGAUUUGUUUAGUAAGGGCUACACUCCUUCAAAAGCACUGGCACUGCAUAAAUACGAUCUUCAACUCCAGCACAAUGACAACUACAUUUUCGUCAGUGCCGAUAGAGCCAUCACACCUGAUUUGCAUUACACUUACAGGUUAUAUUACCAGACGUUCAAAAAGGAGUAUGGUGAAGCCAAGGGAGAAUUCGUCCUGAAAGAGUUGGAAAGGAGAAUCGAGGAUGGUUCGCUCGGGGAUGGUGUAAAAUUGUCCCUUGUUGGGCCAGAAGGAUCACAAGCUGCCAUCGCCAUAGUUACACCACUAAUGAGACGCGUCCAUAAGCUAAUUAAACAUUCAGCCGAAUUGGUGUUCGUUGAUGCCACUGGGAACAUGGACCGCCAAGGAUGUAGAGUUUUUUUGCUCUUGACCCACAGUUCUUGUGGAGGACUACCACUUGGAGUACUAAUUACAACCAGUGAAAGCACAGAAACAGUGACAGAGGCACUGAAUUUGUACAAUUCAUUAUUGGAUGACAGUGCAUAUUUUGGGCGUGGGAAGUCUGGGCCUGAGCUCUUCAUGACAGAUGAUAGUACGUCGGAACGGCAAUCACUUCAUGCUGUCUACCCUAAUGCCACUCUACUCCUUUGUGUCUUUCACAUACUUCAAGCAUAUUGGCGUUUCUUGUGGGAAGCUAAGAAUGCAGUUAGGAAGGAAGACAGGCCACAUCUGUUUUCUUUGUUGAAGGAUAUGGUGUACUGUGACACUGUCGAAGCAUUGGAGGCAAAGCAUGAGGAAAUCAUGAAUGAUGAAACCUUGGAGAAAUAUGCAAAUGUACAUAAGCAUUUGGAGGACAUCUAUGCCAGAAAGAUGACUUGGGCUGUGUGUUACCGAGCUGACCUGAACAUUCGUAACAAUAACACAAAUAACUUCGCAGAAUCUGCCAUGCGCAUAAUGAAGGAUCAGAUCCUUGAGAGGACCAAGGCCUAUAAUGUAAUCCAGCUGGUGGACUUCAUUGUCACAAGGCUGGAGACGUAUUAUGAACGACGGCUUAUCGAUGUCUGCAACAACAGACUUGACAGGGUGCUCCAGUCUCGAUUUCUGCCAAGUAUUGCCUCUGGAUCUGAGAUUGAUCCCAACAAAAUCGUGAGGUUUGAGGACAGUCAGAGUGUAUUCUUCGUUCCUAGUGAGACGGAUGAUACAACAACAUACAUGGUUGAUACUGCUCUCGGUGUGUGUGAUUGCAGGAAAGGAAUGACAGGUAAGACUUAA
Molecule: messenger RNA, 1809 nt
Organism: Lytechinus variegatus (green sea urchin)
Lineage: Eukaryota; Metazoa; Echinodermata; Echinoidea; Temnopleuroida; Toxopneustidae
Exons: 5
Coding region: 1-1809 (602 amino acids)
Source: RefSeq, a predicted model, not a curated record